Messenger RNA from Metarhizium album ARSEF 1941, 918 nucleotides. Its product is annotated as osmosensor protein. Lineage: Eukaryota; Fungi; Ascomycota; Sordariomycetes; Hypocreales; Clavicipitaceae. The coding region runs from base 1 to 918 and encodes 305 amino acids. Gene Ontology annotation, molecular function: protein binding. The transcript is spliced from 2 exons. The record is from RefSeq and is a predicted model, not a curated record.
AUGGAACACUCGCGACCAUAUGGCGGCAGAAAGCGAAUGUCGCUGGGCAAUAUUCUCGGUGAUCCUUUUGCGCUGGCUACCAUUUCCAUCUCUCUUCUCGCAUGGUUCAUUACGUUCAUAUCGUGCAUCAUUGCGCAAGUCCAGGCCAACAAAAAUAAAGGACUGCCUGAGAAGGACAACCCCGACGGUAACUUCCCUCCGUUUGCUUGGUGGGCUGUCGUCUACAGUCUGUUCCUUGUCAUUGGUGUUGUAGUGGUUGUCGCCAGCGAUGCUAUCCAAACAUACCAUGUUGCCGUUACUGGUUAUCUGGCUGGGGGUAUGGUUUUGGUGACAUCUGGAGUCAAUUCCCUGGUCUAUUCCAAGAAUGGGGCCAGAGAGGCAGCGGCUGCUGGCUUCAUACUCCUGUCCAUGGUCGUAAUUGUUUGGAUCUUCUACUUCGGCUCGACGCCUUCUUCAACACCGCGGGCGUUUUUGGAUUCAUUCGCGCUGACCAAGGAUUCCGGCGCGAUGCACAACCAGGCGGUGAACGGUUAUGGUACCGGCCGUCCAGAGACCUCCAACUCUGUUCAGCCGCCCCAGAUGUAUACAUCUGCCCAGCUUAGUGGUUUCGAGAACCCCUCGCCCGUCGGCGGUGCGUCCCAGGCCCCAACCGCACCGACAAUGCCAACAUACGGCAACAACACGCUGCCGUCAAACAACAAGUCCAACGAUGAAGAGGUUCUGCCUCCCAUUGACUACCCAUAUCAGGCCAAGGCCAUCUACAGCUACGAGGCCAAUCCUUCAGACGCAAAUGAGAUUUCGUUCAGCAAGCAUGAAAUCCUGGAUGUAUCCGACGUCAGUGGACGGUGGUGGCAGGCCCGAAGACGAGGCACCAACGAAAUUGGAAUCGCUCCGAGCAACUACCUCAUUCUAUUAUGA